GUGGCUUCCUCCCCGCCGGAACUACGAGUCCCAUGGUUCCUCGCGCGGCGGCGUGCCCUGUGGACCUGCGAGCGGGCACGGAGGGUCGGAGCACGUUGCUAGUGGGCGCGGCUGGCCUGGGCGGUGGAGGCCUAGUGCUGGCCUGAGCCCUGCGACACGGCACCCUGCCCCACGCUCGGCCGGGACGCCUUGGAGAGGCAGCGUCAUCCGGCCCGUGCGGCGGGAUUCCGUGGAGACCGCCCUCCCACAUCCUGAGAGUCUCUGUAGAAGCUGAAAUCCAUCACCAGCCUUCAAAAUGCAAUGGAAUGUACCACGGACUAUGUCUCGGCUGACACUCAGGACAUUCUUGGAACCACAGAAAACCAGGCUCUCUGAUCACCACCGGAGCAUAAAAGGACCAUUACCUUGGCAUGGAGAUGAAUACAGACUAGUUUGGACACCACACCUUCGGAAGCAGUGGUUACAUUUACCUGCUGUGCAGUGCCUUGCAAAGCGAAGGAAUCAAUUAGAUGCUCAGCGACCUCAGCAGGGAGUCUUUCACCAGGAACGAUGGGAGCGGGAUAUUUUAGCCAAGAGGGUUUUAUCUUCCAGUGCCACAUCUCAAGAAACUCCAUCGGAAAAGAAAGAAGAGCCAGAUCCUUUACAAGACAAGUCUAUUAGUCUUUAUCAACGGUUUAAGAAAACCUUUAGACAGUAUGGAAAAGUCUUAAUUCCUGUGCAUCUAGUAACUUCUGGUAUUUGGUUUGGGACAUUUUACUAUGCAGCUAUAAAAGGAGUGAAUGUCAUCCCUUUCCUAGAGGUCAUUGGAUUACCUGACAGUGUAGUAGACAUCCUGAAAAAUUCCCAAAGUGGAAAUGCCCUGACAGCAUAUGCCAUGUUUAAGAUUGCAACACCUGCCCGCUAUACUGUGACCUUGGGAGGAACAUCCUUUACAGUGAAGUAUCUACGAAGUCACGGAUACAUGUCAACCCCACCACCUGUCAAGGAGUAUCUGCAGGACAGAAUGGAGGAGACUAAAGAGCUCAUUACCGAGAAAAUGGAGGAGACAAAGGAUAGACUCACUGAAAAAUUACAAGAAACCAAAGAAAAAGUCUCUUUUAAGAAAAAAGUGGAAUAAGAGUGCCUUAUAUAAGAUGUUACAGAAAACCCCACACUUUAAUCCUAGGAGACUGGGGGCAAAGAACAUGUUCAGAAUUUCUUUCUUUUUUUGGUUGCUUGCCUAAAUGUGUAUAUCAGUCCUCUCUCUGAGGGUUAAAGAACAGUUUUUUUGUUUUUAAGUUAAAUAACAGUCGAGGGGAAAAAAAAUCAAUGUUUUUCAAAAUGAAAUGAACCCAGCAUACAAAUAUUAUAUGAGUUGCAGUAAUAAGCAACGGCCAAUGCCCUCGAAGUCAGAGUUCCUGUUCCAUAGCCUCAGAAUCCAAUCUGCUUCACGGUCUCUGACAUUGCAGUGUGUGUACCGGUCAGUCCACUUAUAGAGUGAAGGCCACUAAGUGCCCAGUUUUGUGGGAAUGAACACCAUUCAGACUCUGGGUAAGAGACUGGAGAAGUUACCUACAAGUUAACAUGUAGCCCUUAGUUCAAGAAGGUUAUAUAAAUCCAGUCUUGCAUUUAUUAGUAAGAUAUAUUGGUUAUGUGAUGAAAUGGACCCUGUAAAAUGGUUUUUAACUGGAGCUUAUCAAAAUCACAUUUUUAAAGCAAAUUCUUUUUCAAACUUAACUAUGCAUGGUGGUUGGACACUUGGACUGUCAGACUUUCUUGUAACUCACUUCUGUCUUCUCCAGCCAAUCUUUGGAAGAAAAUGAAAGUUUUUAUAAACUUUAUUAUUGAAAUCACAUACAUCAGCAACUCAAGUUCACUGUUCUUAACUACAUCAAGCUUUGAAAGACCACUACAGAUUUGGGUAGGAACAAGUCUGUAGCUGUGUAUGCUCGAGAAUGGAGACCAAGCGGGCAGUGCACCCAUAAGGCUCAUCUCAGAUCUCUCCCACUAUUUCAGCCCCUGUGGGAUCUGGGUCCUUAUAUCCCUGGUCAAAACAAGAGGCCUGUCUGUCAUAGGUCCCAUUAGAAUUGUGGUUAGUGUUUGUCAUACUGGAAGAGUCCCUGCUUAAAUAUUCUGCUUGACUGUCUCUAGGAUGCUGCAGGAUGUCGUUCUGUGUUUGGGUGCACUGCACUCUGAGCUUUCCUUCAGGUCUAUCUAACCCUUGGGUUGACACUGGCGCAAGAAAUGGCCUCUUUAAAGGGCGUUGGUUUUGACUUGCCAUCAGAAGAAUGUCAGAGACCUUGCCACAUAGGUAUCCCAUUCAGCCCCUGCUUUGUGACAGAAUUUGUCAAAUGCUUAAUUUGGCCAAAUUUAGAGAAUAAGGAGAUAACCUCACACUUGAGAUAUCUAGUCAUUUUAUUGAAACACUAAGUGAAAAUGCUAUUGUUGGAGUCUUCUGGGUUGGAGAAUUACAGAGGGGAAUUUGUCAUGGGUCUCUGUUCUUUUGUGUGUUGGCAGCAUGAUUAAUCUGAGGCAGAGUUCAGUGCACUGCUACAAGUUGAUGGCACCCUUUCAUAUAAGCAGGACAACACACUUAUUGUCCUGCUUAUUGAACAGUAAGAUAGUAAAUGCUGAUGUAUUAACAUUCACACACACCCCCAAGCAGCCAAGAAUACCAUGCUAAAUUUGAUAAUAAAGAAGUCUUUCUCCUAAAACCUUUUACCAGUCUCAAUGCAUAGGGCUAUCAUCUAGUGGAGGUAGUUUGAGAGCUCUUAAGACAUUGCUAAUAAUCAUGAGGCUGCAGCUUUUAUCCCCAGUAGAUAGAUGUCUUCUGCCUAGUCCACUGGAGUCUUAUCACCCUCCAGUUCUAAGUCUGGGUUGUGUCUCACCAGUUAUAGCAGAUGAGGAGUUGUUUGUAUCUGCUUUUAAAUCCAGUGAAAAGGUCCCUAAAGAUUUGAGAAGUUAUAUUGUUACUAUUGGGCAUCAGAGAUGUCAUAAAAUGCUGUUGUUAAUAUUAUCCUUAAAACAAACAACAACCAACUUGUAGGGGAUCCUGCAAUGUGUUGAUAGCAGACAACAGUACAUGUCAACUUAAAUUAUCAAAAUGUAUAAUACAGAUUUUGUAUAUGCUGAACUGCAUUUUAUUUACAACAGAUCAUGGGCUUCUCUUAACCUCAAGGGAAACAAGGAAGCUCCAUGUCUGGUGUGCACAUUUUAUCCUUUUGACACUGAUGUCACUCAUGAAGCUGUGACUGAGAUUUUUUUUUUAUGGACAAAAACCAUUUGCUUAGCAAAUUAGUAAGUUCAAAAGAAAAUGGAUUAGGUACGAAGCUUGGUUUGUUAAAGAAUAAGAGUAAAACCUGCCUUUUAAAAUAUCACUUAUUGAGAGCCUUUUGUAUAAAAUGGGGUGCUGUUUGGAUGUCACCAAAGGGAAAAGUUUGUAUAUUGGGAAUAGCUUUCUCCCCACAGUGAAAUAAUAAAACUAAGACUUGAAAUAUU
This is a messenger RNA of Myodes glareolus (Bank vole), 3477 nucleotides long. RefSeq names its product mitochondrial inner membrane scaffold 1 (gene Mims1). The record is from RefSeq and is a predicted model, not a curated record. Gene Ontology annotation, cellular component: mitochondrion. Lineage: Eukaryota; Metazoa; Chordata; Mammalia; Rodentia; Cricetidae.